UGGAAGUGCAUGUAGGUGUGUGCAGGUGUGUGCAGGUGUGUGUAGGGGACUUGCCCAGGCUCCAUUACGAGACUUCAUUUGCCCACCAAAACCCAGAGAACGCGCAAUGUCGAGUAGCACAGGGGCUCGGCAUGUGCAGAGCGACGGUGGUGUUGCGCAAGAGGGCGUCGGACGAAUCGCAGGCGAGCUGAGCCUUUGGGGGAGUCUGGGUUCCACAUACCCAUUGGCAAGACAUCAUUUCCCGUUUGUGAUAUGUCGAUUAUUAGAGUACACAAGCCAGAGCACUGUCAAGUCCCACCCCUUUUCCAUGGCCCUUAGUCCCUUCCAAAUCCACAAGAAAUUCCGAGGUCUCUAG
This is a messenger RNA of Gaeumannomyces tritici R3-111a-1, 355 nucleotides long. RefSeq lists its product as hypothetical. The transcript is spliced from 5 exons. Bases 107 to 355 code for a protein of 82 amino acids. NCBI's taxonomy places the organism in Eukaryota, Fungi, Ascomycota, Sordariomycetes, Magnaporthales, Magnaporthaceae. The record is from RefSeq and is a predicted model, not a curated record.